ACACCUCCCUCACGCCUCACUUCCUUUUCGAACGCUACCGCACUAGAUUCUAUUGGCUGUUCGCUGACCAAUGAUGACACUUAUGGGCGGAGCUAGAAGAGAACUAUUAGCUGCAAUUCAGCUGUUUUCCCGCGAAAUAUUCUGCAGCGCUAACUAUGGAAUCGGAGACACUGAAGAGACUGGCGCCCAGGCUGGGCAUCACCUCCGCCAGAGUCCUGGGGUGAAUCCAAACUAUUGCUCCCUGUUAUCAACCUCUUCAGGCUGGGAUAAUGACUGUCUUCUGCACUACUCACUUUGAAAGCAGAAGAGUUCCUGCGCCUUUCCCAGGUGAAAUGUACUGGGCUGUCGGCCCUGACUACAGCCACCAGUAGUGCAGUCAUGUGUCUUCAGCUUGCAGCCACCUCAUUGCAUCAUCCUAUAGACAAGGACUAUCUGGUUCAAUUAUCUGGACUUAACAAGAAGGUUUAUCUGAGCUGUCUGAAGUCAUUUGAGUGCCUGCUUGGUGUAGAUUCAAAGUUGAGCAUCAGGGACCUUGCAGUACAGUAUGGUUGCAUGGAGGCUGUAAAUACUGCAUCUAAAAUCCUUAACAGGUAUGAGUCUAGCUUACCACAAGCUCAGCAGGAAUCCCUUGAGUUAUCCAAACCAUUAUUUAUCACGGCUGCUUUAUAUGCAGCAUGCAGGUGCCUAAAGUUGAAAGUGGAAAAGAACAAAUUACUUGCUACAUCGGGAGUGAAGAAGGGCAUAUUUGAGCGUCUGUGCAAUCAGCUGGAGAAAAUUGGAGCACAAGUCUGCCAGGAAAAUGCAGCAAUCACACAGCAACCACGCAAAAAGCAGAAAACCUUACUAGAAUGUGUUGUAAAAGAUGAAGCAUCUGAUGAAGAGGAUGAAGAUGAGGAAAUCCCACGUAAACAUGUCUGCACCGAGGCAGAAAACAAGGAGAAGGAUUAUGAGGAGUGGAAGAGAAGGAUAUUAGAAAAUGCAGCCAAAGCUGCAAAACCUGAAUAGCCUUCAAGGGCAGGGAUGUAACCGUCUCAAAUGGACUAAAAUGACACAUGUUUGGACCGCAAUUAUCUUGGAGGGAACAUGGUUUUACCUUUUUGUGGCCACAUAGCAAGGAGUUGUUGUUUAUUAAUUUCUUACAAUGACUACAAUUGCAUCUGGUGUGGUGAAUUUCAGUGCAUUUACUAUAAAACAAAUGCAUACAUGACGAAGCAAUGUGACUAUACUUUACACAGAGACUUGCACAUGUGAACACCCAUGUGUUUUUUUAAAUUUUUAUUGUUCCCUGGUUCUAUCAUUGCUAAACAAACUAAAGCCAUUCUAGAAGGGCAGGUGGCUGCCCGAUACAACAUCCAGUAUAGUAGAUUGGAGCUCAUUAAAGGGAUAUAUAAACAAGAGCUCAUUUGUGCAACCCUUUACUUACAACAUUGUUGUCCCCACAUCCCCUGUUUGUAUAGGGAGAUGCAUCCAACUAACUAUGAAGGUCAUUGCUUGUUCAUCGGGUGAUCACUGAGUUUUUUUACAUGGAGCAAUAAUAAGCCUUUUCAGCUUUUCAGAGGAUUGGCUCAUGUAAGUAAAUGCUAUGCUUUUUGUGUAUUUGCCAUCUCUGCUCCAGUUCAACAUAAAUGAUUCACUGCUCAUUUCGGUUCAGAUGUUACCAAGCUGCUAUUUGAGUAGAAUAGACAUUUUAAUUUUUAAAUGUUUUCUAAUUUGUCAGAAUAAAUGUAUAUAAAGGGGUUUACUAAAGCUUUGCUUA
Molecule: messenger RNA, 1756 nt
Organism: Hyla sarda
Lineage: Eukaryota; Metazoa; Chordata; Amphibia; Anura; Hylidae
Gene: ORC6
Product: origin recognition complex subunit 6
Exons: 8
Coding region: 379-1005 (208 amino acids)
Biological process (GO): DNA replication; DNA replication initiation
Cellular component (GO): nuclear origin of replication recognition complex
Molecular function (GO): DNA binding
Source: RefSeq, a predicted model, not a curated record